UAUUUUCAUUAGGUGAUUCGUUUAAGAAAUCUAAAAAUCGCUUUCUUUGUUUAGAACGUAAAAUGCAGGCAUCACCUAAAUUAAAGGAGGCGUAUGAUAACGUGAUUAGUGAAUAUUUAAAUAAGGGUUAUAUUUCUCCCGCUCCUCUAGACACUGAAGAAACUCGGAAUUUACCCUCAUAUACAAUACCUCACCAUGGUAUAAUAAGAGAAGAUAAACUUACUUCUAAAUUACGCAUCGUCCUGGACGGUAGUUCAAAGUCCAGUUCCCAAAUCUCGCUUAAUGACAUUUUAUAUAAUGGGCAAAAUCUGCAAGGAAACUUAUUUCAUAUUAUUGUUAAUUUUCGCUUAUUUCGUAUCGCUCUCUCCGCUGACAUUCGUCAAAUGUUUCUUUGCAUUGGAGUUCGGCCAUGUGACCGAAGGUUCCAACGCAUUCUGUAUCGCUUUUCGCCGCAAGAACCCUUGAAGGUUUAUGAAUUUAACCGCGUUUGUUUCGGACUGAAGUCUAGCCCGUUUCACGCUCUUCGUACCAUAAAGCAACUAGUUUUGGAUGAAGGUGCUUCUUAUCCGCGAGCACAGCAAACAGUCAACACUGGUUUGUAUAUGGACGAUUUUGUCUACAGCAUUGACAACGAAGAUGAGGCUAUUUCCACCGCUGCGGAAGUAAUCGCUUUGAUGAAAGCCGGACAAUUUGAUCUUGUUAAAUGGACAAGCAAUUCACAAAGAGUCUUGGAUUCUAUUACGCCGUCGCAUCGUCUCUCUGCUGUAAAGGAGUUUGAUGACUCUGAUUCGCAUAAGGUACUAGGACUAUGCUGGUCACCCGCAACAGAUAAUUUUAGUGUUAAAAUCUGUACAACCGCUGAAUCAUGUACAAAGCGUACUAUUCUGUCGUGUGUCGCUAGGAUAUGGGACGUCAUGGGAUUUGUUGCACCAGUGGUCUUAUACGCAAAACUUCUCAUAAAACAACUUUGGUUGUGUGAAUGUGAUUGGGAUGAUAUACCACCCGACCACAUCAUUCAACAGUGGUCCCGUUUUAAGGAGGAACUUCCUCUUCUUGGAAAAAUUAAAAUUCCACGACAUGUUGGCAUCGCGUCCGGUGAUGUUGUAACCGUUGUGGGCUUCGCGGACGCAAGUGAAAGGGCCUACGGAGGAGUUGUGUACUUUCAUGUAAGAGACAGUCAAGGUCUUCGCAAAAACUCAUUUAGUCUGAUAAGCGCUAAAUCUAAAGUGUCACCUCGUAAGGUGGUUUCGCUAGCACGUCUCGAGCUUUGUGCAAUAUUAGUCUUAAGCAACUUAAUUGCUAAUGUAAUUAAUGCUUGUAACAAUCGCAUUAAUAUAGAUCGUGUUUUCGCAUUCUCAGACUCGACUGUAGCUCUUUGUUGGGUGCAUUCUUCGCCCCAUCGUUGGGAUACUUUCGUUGCUAAUAGAGUCUCUAAGAUUCAGAAUGAAUUUCCACCGCAAACAUUUUAUCACAUCGCUGGCCAUGAAAACCCCGCUGAUUGUUUAUCUCGUGGCCUUAGUCCCGCACAAAUCAUUGAUCAUCCGCUUUGGUUCUGCGGUCCUCAAUGGAUUCUAUCAGAUCCAAGUUUUUGGCCUGUUACGGAUUUUAAUCCAUCUACUGUGUCUCAGCCUCCAGAAGUAAAGAAGCAUGUAACUCUUUUCACUGCUGAAGACUGUGAAAAGGUUGAGAAAAGUUUUUUAAUUACGCUUGCAAAUCGUUUUUCAUCGUGGUCAAAGCUUUUACGCAUUGUCGUUUAUAUCUGUCGUUUUGUUAAAUUAUUGCCUCGGCGUAGUACUAUAAUCGCAGCGGAUUUAGAUUACGCUGAGAAUUUAAUACUGAGUGACCUUCAACGGUCCCACUUCUUCAACGAAAUCGCUAGCUUACGUACAGGCAAGCGAUGUACCCCUGCUUUUCAGCGCCUCAAGCCAUUCCUUCAGAACAAACUUCUUAGAGUCGGAGGACGGUUGAGUAAUGCUGAUAUAAAAUUUGAUAGUAAGCAUCCACUCAUACUUCCUCGGAAAGGUCAUAUUUUGAAUCUUAUAGUGGAUUACUAUCACAAAUUGAAUUGCCAUGCAGGUCCGGAGCUAUUGAUGUCCAUACUGCGUCAAAAAUAUUGGAUUUUGUCCGCUCGAAAUUUAAUUCGAAGCCGGGUUCACAAAUGUUUACCCUGUUUUCGACUCCGCGCUAAACCAAAUUUUCCUGAAAUGGCCGAUCAUCGCUCCUGCCGAGUUACACCAGUCGCUAAACCCUUCGUACAUACUGGCACUGAUUACGCGGGUCCCUUUAAAGUGAGUAGUUCGCGUGGACGCGGAAUUCGAUCGUUCAAGGCAUACGUAUGUCUUUUUGUGUGUUUAACCACCCGCGCUGUUCACAUAGAAGUUGCAGGUGAUUUGAGCACAGCUAGCUUCCUUGGAGCUUUUAAGCGUUUUCUAUCACGCCGUGGUCCCGUGGCUCGCGUGUACUCAGAUAACGGCACUAAUUACGUAGGCGCAAAGCGCACGCUUUCGGAGUUACACGACUUCUUAGUUUCAAAACACUUUAACUCUGAGUUUGGUCACGUAUUAGCUGAAACUCGCAUUGAUUGGUCAUUAAAUACUCCAGCUGCUAGUCAUUUUGGUGGCAAUUGGGAGACCAAUAUUAAGAGCCUUAAAACUCAUUUAUACCGGGUGAUAGGUGAUCAAAUUCUAACUUUCGAGGAGUUCAGCACUGUACUUGCACAGAUCGAGGCAGUGAUGAACUCGCGGCCACUGUGUCGCACGCUAUCCAAUGAUCCAUCGGAACCUCUCGCGUUAACACCCGCACACUUUUUAAACUUAACACCGCUAAAGUAUCUACCAGCUAGAGAAAUCGAAGAAGAUAGAUUACAUUUGCUUUCGCGUCAUGAGUUAGUUGACAAGCUAGUGCAAUCCUUUUGGAAGCGCUGGAAGUCUGAUUACCUUCAUACAUUGCAAAUGCGGAACAAGUGGAACACAUCAGCUAAGCCAAUUUCUAACGGCGAUGUUGUAAUAGUUAUUGUUGACAAUGCACCGCCGCUCCACUGGCCGUUAGGAAUAGUGGAGGAAGUUUUCCCUGGUUCAAACGGUGUUAUACGUGUGGUCCGCGUUCGCACGGCGUCAGGUACCUAUCUACGUCCUGUAGUACGUCUCUGUCCCCUACCUAGCGAAUAGUUACAUUUGUAUAGGUCAUUGGUUAGGUUAGUUAGUUUACAUUUGUAUAAGUCGUUAGUUAAGUUAGUUACUUUAAUAAACUUUUCUUUAGAUCGCUUUUCAUAUCGCUAUUCAUUUACUUUCUAGUUUUUCUUGAAGGCAACCCUUCAAACCCGGGGGAAUGGUUGCGCCGGAUUGUUAUUUUUAUAAUAAUUUUUGAUUUUAAAUAAUGGUUGCUCAAUACAUAUACCCAUCCUAAUAAUUCCUAGACGCAUCUCUCAUCACCCACCUAUUUUGUCCCAAUCCUAUGACGGUACUAGUUCCGGAACGGGCUAUAGGUGGCGCGCACGUCGAUGAGUCUCUAAUAAGAAUUAAUUAGUGACAAUUUUGAUGACCCGCGUUAUGGUUGAUUAUUCGCCGCACGCUCGCAACGCUUCCUUUUUCUUUUAAACAUUUAAUUUUUUAUUAUAAACUUUAACUAUACUUAAAUUCAAUUAACUUUAACUUGAUUAAGUAUAAUUUGUGAAAGUGAUUUGUUCAUUGGUGUACAACAGAGGAAAGAAGCCACUAGAAGAAGCCACGAGGUUCAAGGUACUGUGCCGACAUCCUUUCUUUCUUUUUCCCAUUGUCCAUUAUUGAGCAAUCAUAUUAGGUAUCAAUAAGAAAAAAUACAGUCCACUAUAUAACCACUUUCAAAUAUUUAGCUUAUAGGUA
Messenger RNA from Pieris napi, 3860 nucleotides. RefSeq lists its product as uncharacterized. Gene Ontology annotation, biological process: DNA integration. NCBI's taxonomy places the organism in Eukaryota, Metazoa, Arthropoda, Insecta, Lepidoptera, Pieridae. The transcript has a single exon. The record is from RefSeq and is a predicted model, not a curated record. Bases 63 to 3167 code for a protein of 1034 amino acids. Gene Ontology annotation, molecular function: nucleic acid binding.